Cooperia oncophora is the source of this 327-nucleotide messenger RNA. NCBI's taxonomy places the organism in Eukaryota, Metazoa, Nematoda, Chromadorea, Rhabditida, Trichostrongylidae. The record is from the annotation of a GenBank genome assembly.
AUGACGCAGAACAACAGUUCAACAGCAAACAACAGCUCAAAGUAUCGCAGUGCACCCAGUACAAGCACGGUAUUCACUCCCGUAAAGUCGCCCAUGAACCAUAAUUUUACAUCCGAAAGUACACAAGCACUUAUAGCUGUGAAUGCGCUGUCCGGCGGUCGGCUCUACGCACUCGUUGAAGGCCUGUCUGCAUGUGAACGUCUUCAGUGCGAUACAACUGUUGGCUAUGGUGGUUCUCCUGAUGAGACUGGUGAAACGACACUGGACGCGCUGCUUAUGGAUGGGUGUGUCUCGUUAAAAGUCCUCAUUUAUACAAAUUCACUUUGA